CGCCUGCAACUUAUUUAUUUCGAACCUGAAACUCGCCGCGGCAACCACGUGCUACGAUCGCAGCUGCGAGUUGGUCAGCCAGUCGGUCAGCCAGUCUUUCCUCCGCUGCAUAAUUGAUCGCGUUCCACGAUCAAGAACACAAACGUACGCAGGAACAGUGCGGCAAAAAAGAAAUAAGAUAUAAUAGAGAGAAAGGGGGAGCGCGAUUAGCCGUGUACCCGAACGAACUGCAAAAAAGCGGAUAAAAACAUAUAGUGGUCGUUGCCGAUUGAAGUGGUUUCUUACUUCUCUUUCGCAGCGUUGCACCGGUGCAUCGACUCUAUUUAGAAGUUAUUGCAAUCGCCAACCGAACGAACCCAGGCUUUCUCUGUAGCACGCUUUAAGGCACUGUCUGCGCCGUCAGCCCAGCUCAUCUUCUUGGUAAACGACGACGAUAUCGUAGUUUCAACAGUGUUCGCGUGUCAGUCGCUGAUCUGCCGACCGAUUUCCCGAGGAAACCGACUCAACGAAGCUUUCGAUCCGAUCGAUCGUGACGAUCUGUCCCGAGGGAAAUACCUAAGGCCGCAUUCUUGGUCGCCGUUCCCAGUAUCCCGAAUCUCUCACUGAUAAGUCGAACGAUCAGAUAAAAGCGGUCGUGGAACAGGUGGGGAGUCGCGCCGGAGAAAAGAGUGAAAUUGUCGGGAACGGAUUGCACCUGGGCACACGGUGAAUCGACGCGUCCACGAACAGUCGAAGUUUGGCCACCGUUCCUAUUGUCUAUCUACCAUCGCCGGGCGCUCUCGGAACGGUUUGCUCUUGGAAUGUUCGAGAGAGGGGUUACCCAGUGAAAGAGGGAAGGAACCCAGUCUUCUACUUACCUGUGCUCGCGUAGGUCGCGGUUCGCGUGACGUAACUUUGCCCGAACUUGGUCAGAAGGCGAGACGUUCUCCCGUUAAUUUCAGCGAUCGCGGAGUCAAUUGGUAGUCCGACUGGUCGCGAAGAUAAGUCACAGUCGAGACACUGACAUAAUAGUCGUCACGGAGCGAUCUCUCACGCGCGACCUUCGUCACCAAGGGAAACGGGGCCUUGAUUUUGAACUCUGACAAGAAACGCUGCCGAUCGGGGGAACGGUCCCGCUCGACAGGCGUGAAAAACAAGCUUCUAGACGCGAGAAACCGUGAACUGGUUUCUCUAAUCGCGCAGACACGGAUCAGAGUUAUUUCUAAGCACAGGCGCCGGAAGCCCUUAGCCUCGCAAGAUAGCACUGCGACGAGAGAAGGAGAGCAGUAUCGCGAAGCGUGGCGCUGACCUUGGCCAUCAGCUUAAAAAAGAGGAUCAUACGUCAGGCCGAAUCGGUGGAGAAGGAGGUCGCGCGAGCGGGGAAGCAAGCUACUGCGUCAGCCCUGAGAAAGAGAAAAGGAGAGGGAAAGCUUUGGCCACAUUGCUAAAGAUUGGUCGUUGCUACGUUGAGAGCUGAACCAAGGUAUCCUGGAACAAAGAUCUUUUACAUUAUUAUACUCCUAUUUCUUCGGUAAGAAGGAGGAAAGAGGCAAGUUGUGAAACACGACGAAGCUGAAGAAGAACGGCGCUGAAAAAGUACUGUGCCGAAGAGACACGGUGCUAUAGACGAACGGUGCUAAAAAAGGAGCUGGAGAAGUGAUUAGAAAUCGGACACGAGAACAGGAGAACCUUUCGAGGAGGCAGAAGCACCAUGUCGAAGAACAAAGCCUUGCCCAUGCCCGAACGGCGCAGCAACGAUCUAUUCGACGAGGACUCGAUCGUCGUGAGAUCGCGAUGGCGGAACCUAGCCGCCUUCUGGAUACUCGGCCUUUGCAAUAACUAUGGAUACGUGGUGAUGCUUAGCGCCGCGCACGAUAUCCUCGAGAGCAAAUUCGGCACGGCGGAUUCCAGCGUAUCGGUUACUACUAACGCAACGAUUAACACCACCGGAAUCCGCUCCUGCAACACGCUAUCAACCGGAGCUAUUUUGCUGGCGGAUAUUUUACCCUCGCUGGCGGUCAAGGUCAUAACACCGUUCCUACCAUUUUACGUACAUGCUCGACUGGCUACCUGUGUGUUAUUUUCCGCUGCAGGAUUCCUCGUGGUGUCGUUAAGCACUACUGAAUGGCUCGCGAUUGCGGGCGUCGUUGUAACGUCACUCUCUUCCGGUUUGGGAGAAGUUACGCUGUUGAGCUACAGCCAUCUAUACCCAAAACAAGUAAUCGCGACAUGGUCUUCCGGUACUGGAGGCGCCGGAAUAAUUGGCGCGCUAUCUUACGCCGCGCUAACCACGUGGAUGAGCAACGAGGAUACUUUGCUGGUUAUGUUAAUCGUGCCGAUACUACAAGGAAUCACUUUCUGGUUGAUCCUUGUUCAUCCGCCGCACGCCACUAUACCGAUCACCAAGAACGGUAUCGACAGUCAGGAACAGAUCAUUGAAGUCACUAAGAAGAGCUUCAAGGAGAAGAUCAAUUUGGUACCGGGCCUGCUGAAAUAUAUGAUUCCGCUCGGGCUCGUGUAUCUCUUCGAAUAUUUCAUUAACCAAGGACUGUACGAGUUGAUCGAAUUCGACGGAAUUUGGUUGUCCCACGCGGAACAGUAUCGUUGGCUUCAAGUGGAUUAUCAGAUCGGCGUGUUUAUCUCGAGAUCGUCCGUCAAUCUCGUCACAAUUAACAAAAUCUGGAUCAUGGCCGUUCUACAGUUUAUCAACGUUAUAAUUUUGUUAUUCGAGUCACUGUAUUACUACUUGCCAAGCAUUUGGAUCGUGUUCGCGUUCGUCUUGUGGGAAGGUUUACUCGGCGGCGGAGCAUACGUCAACACAUUCUAUCGAAUGUCCACAGAGAUUCCGCGAGCAGAUCGGAAAAUCUCGCUGGGAAUCGCGACGAUGGCCGAUUCGAUUGGCAUCGCGUUGGCUGGAUGGAUGUCGAUGCCGGUUCACAACGCGAUCUGCAAAAUGCCACGACCGACUCGAGUAGGCAGCUAGGACGCAUCCGAAAGAUAGUACACAUUUGACAACGAUCAUGCGACGAAUCACGGCCGUACGCUCCGCUGUGAAAUCAUCCGAUACGUAUUAUCGAAUUGUUUUCGGUCCACGGCCUGGAUACAGCUGACAAUCUAGUACCUAUAUGUCAACGUCGUCCCUAAUCGUUUAAUAGACUUUUCAAUUGCGUAGCAGGCAGUCCGAUUCCGCGACAAUCCGUUUGACACCUCGUUCACGCUAACUUGUCGUUUAACGAUACUGGGACAGCAAGACGAAGCACGAUUACUGUCGAAGACGAGACGAGACGAUACGAGAAGCUAGAAACGUAGGGGACGAGGUUAGGAGGCGACGAUAGUUCUCGUACAUAGCAAUCGGUUGAUCGUCGUUUGAACUUCCAUCGGACCGGAACCACGAUGCCUUAAGAAAUCGAUAGUGAACGGUUCGGUUCACAGAGAUGUUCCUGAGAAUGAAAUUCAACUAGCUUAGACUGUAGGUUUCAAUCGUUCCGAGAUUUAUUUGGUACAAAUAUUUAAACGACUAGGAACAGGAAUAGAAUCGUACAAAAUUGUUGCGUUUUCAGUCGCGUUCGUUCCGGCGGCGCGUUCGUAACAGAGCUCGAAGCACGCUGGUCGACGAACAAUGUUCGACAGGUGGAGGAACGAUCUUCUCGUCGAGUUCGGGAGCUCGUUUUUGCGUGACUGUGAAUACGCCACGUGUGAAAUGUGCGUUUACGACUUCCAUAGCAACGAUGGACCAAAGGGUAUCGCAAGCAAUACCGCGAACGCGUCGCAGGUUUUGGGAUUAUAGCCGCACCUGUUGCAUUUUCGUCGUGUAAUUAUUUAGCUGUUAGGUUUACGUCGUUGCGUUACAAACAAUACCAGUAUUUCUAGAUAGAGUAGCGUCGGUCAAUUUUUAUGUAUUCGCAAGAAAAACGAGUUGAUGAAAUUUAAAACGUUAGAAAGAUUGUUAGAAUUGAAGACUAUCAAUGUAUUAUUUUCAGUUCAUCGAAGUUGAACAAAGAAAUUUCUAGUUGAUGUAGACUAUUUCGCAUAAAUAUCCGUAGUACUACUCGUAACGCCACCCAUGCUUCGUCUUCGGAACGCGAAUAACAAAUAUGGAAAACUAUGCGAACACCUUUAGAUCGAAACUUUCGCUUCUACUAAUAUUCGCACGCGCGCAUUUCUCCUGUCUUCGAUUUAUAAAUCCUUAAACUUAUGUUCACCUUUUGAUAUUACCGUUUGUUAUAGUAGCGACGCAUUCACUUAGUCUUAUUUUUCCCAAAAAAGUUGUGCGUUUUGUUGCCUUUGUUAGAUCGAUACUUCCCCCCACCCCGCUCCCAUCCCGCGUUAAGCGUCGAACAUUCCUCGCCAAGAAGUUGCAGGAGCAUGCGUAAAGUAUUAGAACCGAAUCGCGAAUAAACGGAAGGACCAAAUGGGAGGAAGAUGAAACGGUGAUCGCGUGUUCGACCCGAACACCUUUCGCAGGUCCUUCGACACCUGGAGAUAUGUACCAUUUGUUUCCUUCUUAUCAAAAUAAUUCGUCUUUACAUCUCGAAUGUGUAUUGUAUAAUUGUGAUAUACCGAUAGUACUGUUUCCUACAAUUAUUGCAAUAUAUAUGUAUGUAUAUAUAUACACACAUACAUUCA
Messenger RNA from Megalopta genalis, 4605 nucleotides. It is a transcript of the gene Cln3, whose product is annotated as CLN3 lysosomal/endosomal transmembrane protein, battenin. Gene Ontology annotation, biological process: lysosome organization; regulation of intracellular pH. NCBI's taxonomy places the organism in Eukaryota, Metazoa, Arthropoda, Insecta, Hymenoptera, Halictidae. The record is from RefSeq and is a predicted model, not a curated record. Gene Ontology annotation, cellular component: membrane; lysosome.